GAACAAUGACCUAUUUCCUCACUUCUUGUGCUAUUUUCCACCAGAAAAUUAUACUACCGGCUUGAACGAUUCUGUGGUACAAAUUCUCAUCUAAAUCCUGAAUAAACUCACACCUUAUAGUUCUCCAAAGAGUGGAUGGAAGGCAUCAAAGGUGAACUACAAACAUUUGAUGAUGAACAUGACAGGCUAAGCGACCAUAAAAGCCAAUCUGAUCAAGAGGAAAUUAAAGAGGAGGCUAAGGAAGAAGUUAAAAAGAUUGAGGAAGCUCCUAAACCUCCCUCUCCUCCGAAGAAGAAACCUUUGGGUAAGCCUAGACUAGCGCCAAGGAAAAUCACCAAGACUCGAGCCUCUUCUUACCAAAUGCCUAGUAUGCGGAACAAGCCUACGGCGAAGAGGUCUAAAAUAGUUAAGGUACUUCCUGGGCAGGAAAAGCCAUCUAAAAUUCAAAUUUUUAACAAAUAAACCUGUGAUGACUAAGAAAAAGAAGAAAGAACUUGAAGAAAAGAAGCGUAAAGACCUUGAACUAAUCCGUAAGAGAAAACAAGAAGAGGAGGAGGAGAAGAAAGCAAUGAUGAAAGUCUCUACUAGCCUCCCUGAGAUCUCCCAUCCUGAAGAAAGGGUUGGAGGAAUGCUCAAAGGUUUCAACCUCAAGAGAACUAGAACCCCAGCUAAUAACAAUGAAAGAGUUCUCAUUUUCAGCAAACGGUCUGACUCUGAAGACCCUGCCUCUGAUGACGAAAACCAUUAUGCAUUUGAUAAAAACGAUGUUGAACAGUACAGAAGAAUGGGCGGAUACGACAACAUUAGAGUAAGAGAAAAGAAGAAAGAGCAAGAGCUCAAAAGAAUGCUCAAGUCGAACCUUUCUCAUAAGAAGCGUAGAAUUCUGACCAAAAUUAAAGCAGGAAUGGGAUUCUUGAAAUCAAGCUCCAGAGUUAACCCUAUUCCUGAUUAUAACCAGCCAGAGAAGAAGGUGAGGAUCAAGGAUUUGUAG
This is a messenger RNA of Moneuplotes crassus, 991 nucleotides long. The record is from the annotation of a GenBank genome assembly. NCBI's taxonomy places the organism in Eukaryota, Ciliophora, Spirotrichea, Euplotida, Euplotidae.